Messenger RNA from Aspergillus saccharolyticus JOP 1030-1, 1515 nucleotides. RefSeq names its product MFS general substrate transporter. The transcript is spliced from 6 exons. Lineage: Eukaryota; Fungi; Ascomycota; Eurotiomycetes; Eurotiales; Aspergillaceae. The annotation marks the transcript as partial. The record is from RefSeq and is a predicted model, not a curated record. Gene Ontology annotation, molecular function: transmembrane transporter activity. Gene Ontology annotation, biological process: transmembrane transport.
ACGCAAGAGAUUCAAUAUCGCUACCUCGAGCUUGACACCCCGCUCCCGACCCCCUGCAUCACUCUCCCGCCCGGCCCCAACCAGUCCCCCCCGCCCGACCCCCCGAGCCUCGAGCAAUACAUCUCCCCGUUCCUGUGGCCCAAAUGGCGCAAAUCGAUGAUGACCUGGAUCGCCUGCGCCGUCACUGCGCUAGCGGGAUACUCGGCCGGUGAGGUGAGCCCCGCCUCGACCAUUCUGACCCAGGAAUGGGGGGUCGGCGCGGUGGUGUACAACCUGACGAUCACCGUGUUCUGUAUCGGGUUCGCCCUCGCGCCCAUGGUGCUGGCCCCGUUCUCCGAGAUCAACGGGCGUCGCCCGAUUUUCGUGGUCAGCGGCAUCUUGUUUACUGCAUCCCUCCUUGCAUGCGGCGGCACGCACAUCUUCGGCGGCCUCCUCGUGGCGCGCAUCCUGCAGGGGAUCGGGGCAUCGACCUUCUCGACGAUGGUGGGCGGCGUGAUCAGCGACAUCUACCACGCCGAGGACCGCAACACCCCGAUGGCGCUGUUCUCCGGGGCGGCGCUGUUCGGCACGGGGCUGGCCCCGAUGAUCUCCAGCGCGAUCGUGUACCAUACGACGUGGCGCUGGGUGUACUACUCGCACGCGAUCGUGGCGGCGUUUUUCGUCGUGGUCAUCUUCCUGUUCUUCAAGGAGACGCGCGGCAGUGUGCUGCUGAGUCGCAAGGCGCAGGCCAUCAACCGGUACUACGAGCAACUGGAGACGGCGGGGCAUUUUGGGGUGCUUGUGGAGGAGGGCAAGGUGCGGCGCAUCCGCUGGCGGGUCAAGAGCGAUGAGGAGCGCGUCUCGCUGGCCAAGAUGGUUGGGAUAUCUGUGUAUCGGCCUUUUCACAUGCUCGUCAGCGAACCCGUUGUCUUCUUCUUUUCCCUGUGGGUCUCCUUCAGCUGGGCCGUCCUGUACCUGCAAUUCGGCUCUAUCCCGCUGGUCUUCCGCACCAACCACGGCUUCAACAUCGAGCAGACCGGUGCCGUCUUCACCUCAAUAUGCGUCAGCUCCCUCCUCAUCACCAUCAUCAGCAUCUACCAAGACAAAAUCGCCCGCCGCUUCGACCUCCUCCCGCACACCCCGGAGGCACGGCUGUACUUCGUCUGCGUCGAGGCGGUGCUCAUGCCCGCGGGUCUGUUUUGGUUCGGCUGGACCUCCUACUCCUCCAUCGCGUGGAUUUCGCCCACCCUGGCCAUCGGGUGCGCCACCAUGGGCAUCUUCGCCGUGUACCUGGCGGUGUUUAAUUAUCUGGCCGAUACGUACCACCGCUUUGCAAGUUCGGCGAUUGCGGCGCAGUCGUGUUGUCGGAAUCUGCUGGGCGGAGUCUUCCCGCUCGUCACGAACGCCUUGUUCACGAAUCUCGGGUAUCCUGCGGCAUCGAGUUUGUUGGGUGCCAUUGGCGCGGUCCUCGUCGUCGUCCCGUGGGUUUUGGUCAUCUAUGGCCCGAAGAUUCGGGCUAAGAGCAAGUUGGCUAGU